CAGCCGGAGUCCACAGAGGCCCGGCGCAGCGGGACCCCGCGCGUCCCAUGGCCAGGGAGAGGCCGCCCGGGCGCGGCUGCGGCGCGCUGCCCCGCUGUCUGCUCGGCGCCGCGCUGCUGCUGGGCCUGCGGCUCUGCGUGGAGCUGCGGCGCGCGGGGACGGCCACCCCGGCCCGCGGCGCCCCCGCCGGCCCGGCCCCCCGGCCUCCCGCGCCGCACCUGCCGCCCGCGCCCGCGCCCCGCCCUCCGCCAGGCGGCAGCAGAAGGCGGGUGACCUACGUGCGCCGCGGGCGCAGGACGCCGGCGCCGAGCUGCUGCGCCGCGCCGAAGGGUCCCCGGUGGCAAAUACAGCUCCAGCCGUGGGCAGGCCCUGCUCAGUCUUUGGAUGAAGAAGCCUGGAGAUUUCUGAGAUACAUCAGCACCAUCCAGAUUGCAUGCAGUCAUAUGAGUGCAGACAGCCUGGCUACCGACUCCAGUCCUGCGGACAAGCCCUGGUUGGUGUGCCUUGAUGACAGGUUUGGCUUAGCUCAUCAAAUUCGCAGCAAGCAGUGCCGCCUCUACUCUUUAGGGCUGGGAAGUGACGAUACCCGUUUUGAGGUGAGCAUGGCCAAUGAUGGAUGUGAGGUGCACCGUUUUGAUCCUAGCAUCAAAUCCGCUCACAUUCUGGAGAGUCAGCGCCUGUGGUACCAUCGCGUAUCCAUCGAUUGGCGGGACCCUCAUCCUGCUCUUGCCGCCCAAAAACCACACAGCAAUACCAGGAAACUGGGAAGUAUUUUGAAUGAAUUUGGGCAUCACAAGACAGUGGUAAAUAGGACGCAGCGAUGCCAGGGGAGACAAAUGAAAGAAAACACAGAAGCAAACAUGGGGACUGUUGCUUUGCCUUCUUCUGCCGAUUCUGAGAAUGACACUGGAAACCAAAGCAAUAUAUCCCCCUAAAGUGGCCUGUGCUCACAGAUGGAGCCUUGGAAAGGUGGGAUUGGAUCAAGGUCCAUGACACUCAUCAGUGAUUAUUCCACUGAGGAGUUUAUAGUUAAGGAUGAAUCUAGGAGGUGAAGCGUGGUUGGAGAAGAGGGGUCACUGGAGCCAUGGUGGCGAAGAUCGAGCCCCUUCCCUUGGUUGAUCACUAAAUGCUUCCUGCCGCCGUGCCAUGGACUGUUUCUCCUCUACUUUAUCUGUCUGCUAUUCUACCCUGCUCUGAUUUUAGACUAUGCACUGAAACUGCUAUAAACUGUGAGCUAAAAUAAACCUUUCCUCCUUAGAGCUGUGGGUGACAAGAAAUCAAGCCAGUACCUAAUUCCAGUCAAGAGUUUCUAAUGAAAGCUUUACAUUAAAAUGAAGGGCAAUUGAUCCUUCAGAAGUGGUUGUAAGAGAAUUAUUAUUGUUUGCUGCCUUGGGGCACUGAACAGCUUUGCUGAUCAUUGCAUAGCAAACAAAUCAUUUCUCAGCCUUUUGGCUAAGAUCAAGUGUUUACAAAAAAAAUACUGAGCUGUAUAGAAAUUAAAUGGGCUGCUCAGAAUUAGCUGAAAUAUAUCCCACACAAACAGAUGUCAUCCUGGGAGGCUGGGCUCAGUGGUCAAAUGUCCACUGGCUUAGGCCCCUUGGGCCCUAACAAAUAUACAGUUUCUACAUCUCUGGGCAGGGAGCGGGCCAAUGACUUCAAAAUAUUGUUGUGUGGUUUCUCCUGUGUUUGAGAAAUAUAGGCUUUGAAAUUAAACUCCCCAAAAAUCUUUGCUUUUGUUUAUCAAAUUGAAAAAUGAAAAUAAGUUACUGAUGCUAUCCUACGGGAAUAAAAGUCAGUUUUGCUACUGGAAAUAAAAAAUGAUAGACUCUUCCUUGUAUUCUGUUUUUACAUCAUGUACUAUGUCCAUCCUUUAUUUUGACUGACUGCUUUGUUUUGUCACAUUUGGUUUUAUUGUCUUCCAAAAAAAAAAAAGUAAUAAGAACUGUGGGAGUAAUAAAACCAAAAUGUGUAAAUGUUAUUGUAAAAAAGGGAGGAAAAGAAAGUGCUCUAAAGGAUACAACUGCAAGUGUAUUUAGGUGUGUAAGAUGGAUGAUCAUAUUACUAAGUUUUUGUUGGAUCAUUGAACAGAACUGUUUGCAGUCUCACUGUUUGAAUGUCCACUUUGUAUGCUUUAAUCCUGUAACUUGAACAACUGUUUCUAAGAUGACAAUAUGUUGCUAUUAACUAGUGAUUUCUUACUGUUCAUUUUUUUUUGAAAUUCUGUAUUACUUGUACCCUUUUACUAUUUUUUUUUCUUUAAAUAAAAUAAAAUAAAAAUGAUAGACUCAGGAAGAAAAUUUGGCCACAUGUAUAUGUCACUUUUUAUUACUAGAAAUUCUUUUGGCCUUAAAUUUUCUUUUUCUUUCUUUCCUUCUCUCUCUCUCUCUCUCUCUCCCCCUCCCUCCCUUUCUCUUCUUCUCUCUCUCUUUCUUUCUUAUACUAGGAAUUGAACCUAGGGCCUUCACAGUCAGCUAUGUCCGUGGUCCUUUUUUAUUUUGAGGUGGAGUCUCUCUAAAUUACUAGCUUGCCCAGGCUGGCUUUGAACUUGUAGUCUUUCUGCCUCAACUGCUUAGAGUGCUGGUAUUGUAGGCAUAUACCACCAGGUUUCAUGUUUCUUUUGUUAAGUAUUUAUGUGAAAUAUCAUUCUAGAGUCCUUUAUUUUCCUUCUAAAGUUUUAGUUUAUGAGUAGUUUUUAAGGGAAAAGUAUUAAGGAUAUGUCCAGACUGUGUUUUUAAGUCUAAAAUCAGACAAUGUCUGAAAUAGGUGUCUUUAAUAUUGCUAUUUGUGUAUAUUGUGAUUAGUGGUACAUUUUGGACUAAUUUCUACCCUUUUAAAUUAGACUUUUCAUUUUAUGUACUUUUUUUUUCUUUUGUCAAAGUUUUGUUUUUAUUCUUCAUUGUUAUUUUUAAAAAUAUGUUUUAAAUGAGGUUAAACCCAGGUCUCCCACAUAGUAGGCAAAUGCUGUACCACUGAGCAAACUUCAGCUAGACCUAUCCUAAAAUUUAAAUAUAUGUAAAUAGCUCUAAAAUUUUAAAACAAUAUAUUAAAAAUAAUUCAAUAUUUCUUUAUUUCUUUUAGACAUGGUAUAUCCACAUUAUCUGGAUUUUUACCAUUUUUUUACCUUUUAUUAAAAAUCUCAAAAGUUGCUACAAUAAUAUAGUAAACUUCAUAUUUUUUUUACUGAGACUCACCAAUUGUUAAUAUUUUGCCAUAUUUAGUUUUUCUUUAUUGUUUCAAGAAUUAUCUCUGCAGUGAGGGGGGAUGAGGCGUUUUUCUACACUGUUAGUGUGAAUGUAACCUAGUACACUUCUAUGGAAAUCAACAUGAAGAUUCUGCAAAAAACCGAAACUAGAAAUUUCAUUUGACCCAGCCCACCCCCUUCUGGGCAUCUUCCCCAAAAAGUUAAAGACAGCAUAUUACAGUGAUGCAUGCAUACCUAUGUUUAUAGCAGCACAACUUAUAAGAGCUAAAUAUUGGAGGCAUCCCAUAUAUCCAUAAACAGAUGAAAGAAAAUGUGUUAUAUGUACACAAUGGAGUACUACUGUGCCAUAAAGGAUAAAUUUGAGUAAUUUUUAUGAAAUGCCUCUACCUUGAGACCAUAAUGUUUUUUUAAAAAUUAACUUUGUUGGUACAAUUUAGAUAUACACUGAUCAUCUUCAUCAUAGGACAUUUGUUCCUGUAUGUGAUAUUUUUUGACUCCUCUUUUUUUCCCUCUUUCCUUUACCCUCUCCUCCUCUCCCCAUUUACAAAGUUUUGUUCCAUUUUAUCCUUCUUUUUAUCUUUUUUCUUUUCCCUUCCUUCCCCUCCCCCCCCCAGUUCCUCUUUUCCUUUUGAACAAUUUCUUAUUUACAAUAUGUCCUGUACAUAUUGGUCCUUACUUUCGUUUCUCACACCAGAGAGGCAGUGUAAUAUUUACACAUGUGUCUAAUUUAUUUCACUCAAGAAUAUGGUCUCAAAGUGCAUCCAUUUACCCAGAGAUGUCACUAACCUCUUUUCAGCUGAGCAUUAUCUCCAUUCCUUGGUUGACGGGCAUUUGGAUUGUUUUCAAGAUUUACCUGUUGCAAACUGUGCUGCUAUAAAUAUGGGUGUGCAUAUACAGCUAUGGUAUGAUGCGUUUAAUUUUUCAGGGAAGAAGGGAAAUAGCUGGAUUAAAUGGAACAUGUUGUCCUAGAUUUUUGAGAAAGCUCCACACUGAUUUGCACCAAUCUACAUCCACACCAACAGUGGAGAAGAGUUUCUUUUCCCUAAUGGCCUCUCCACCAAUUUGUUAUCAGUCGGCUUCUUGAUGACAGCCAUUCUUUCUGGAAUGAGAUGGAAUCUCAGUGUUGUUUUAAUUUGCAUCUCUCCAAUAACCAGUGAUGUUGAACAUUUUUUCAUGUAUUUAUUUCCAUUUGUAUUCCUUUCUCUGAGAAGUGUGUAUUCAUUCAGAUGCCCAUUUUUUGGAUUGGUUCUUUAAAUUUGGGGGUCUGAUAUUUUUCAGUUCUUUAUAUGUUCUAGAUAUUAGUCCUUUGUCUCAGGGACAACUGGCUAAUUUUUUUCCUGACCGUGUGGAUUGUCUUUGCAACUCUGUUGAUGAUUUUAUUUGGCUAUGCAAAAGCUUUUUAAUAAGAUGAGAUCUCAGUUGAUUCUUUGUAGUAUUUCCCAUGCAGUUGGGGUUUUGUUCAUGAAAUCUUUGCCUACACCUAUGUCUUCAAGAAUUUUACCUGUUCCCUAUGCCAGAAGAUUUAGUGUUCCUGAUUUAAUAUUUAGAUCUUUGACACACUUCAAUUUCAGUUUAGAGCAAUGGUGAAAGACCUGGGUUUAGUUUUUAGUCUUUGGCAUGUGGAAAGUCAGUUUUUCUAGCCCCAUUUAUUAAAGAGGCAUUCUUCCAGGAAAUGUAUUUGGCCCCUUUGUCAAAAAUACAGUGGCUGGGGGGCCUGGGGAUUUAGCUCAGCGGCAUAAGUGCCUGCCUUGCAAGCAGGCAGUCGUGAGUUCGAUUCCUGGUACUGAUAAAAAGGAAAAAGACAAAAAAAUAAAAGAUUUUAAAAAAUA
This is a messenger RNA of Cavia porcellus (domestic guinea pig), 5031 nucleotides long. It is a transcript of the gene Mettl24, whose product is annotated as methyltransferase like 24. The transcript has 6 exons. Lineage: Eukaryota; Metazoa; Chordata; Mammalia; Rodentia; Caviidae. The record is from RefSeq and is a predicted model, not a curated record. Bases 48 to 935 code for a protein of 295 amino acids.